This is a messenger RNA of Manis javanica (Malayan pangolin), 1141 nucleotides long. The record is from RefSeq and is a predicted model, not a curated record. NCBI's taxonomy places the organism in Eukaryota, Metazoa, Chordata, Mammalia, Pholidota, Manidae.
UUACGUCAGACGGAAAAGACGCGGGCGCGCGGUGUUCGGUCGCCGGGACUUUAGCCUCUCGCGGUUCGUGCGGUUGCGCACGCAGAUCUCCAGCUUUGAAAUGCAGCGGGCUUUAGUGAGUUUCCCUUUGUCUCCAGCGGUGCGGGUGAAGCUGGUGUCUGCCGGCUUCCGGACAGCUGAGGAACUCCUGGAGGUAAAACCCUCCGAGCUCAGCAAAGGUAACGACUCCCGAUGGCAAGCUGAGGCGCCGUGCCCGCCGUCUUGGCCGCCUCCGCCUCCCGCCUCCCUCCUCCCGUCUCCAGGCUCCGCCCGAUUCCACUGCCGCCUGCCGCUGCGUUACACUGUGAAAGGGCUCCUUGACUCCACGUGCAGCUGUGCCACACUUGGCAUAGUCCACACAGAGCCGUUGCUCAGCCAUCUCACAGGGGCCACUACAGAGUCCAACAUGCGAUCCUGGCAAGAAAACAAGGCAGCGCGUCUUUGCUCAGUAAGUGGUGUUCCCAUAAAACUGGAAAGACGCUCUACGGAUUUAAAGGGAAACAAUUUAGUUCCUUCAAGUGCUCGCGCUAGAGACGUCACUGAUGUUUGGCGCACUUCAAAAGCAGCUAUCACUCUUUCUAAUAUUUAUUAUUUUCGUUGUCGUGACUACAUAGAGCUACCGGCACAAGUUUAUCUCCUUCCAGACUUCCUUUCAGAACACUCAAAGGUUCGAUUAGUGGUAGUGGACAGUAUUGCUUUUCCUUUUCAUCAUGACCUAGAUGACCUGUCCCUUCGAACUCGAUUACUAAAUGGCUUUGCCCAGCAAAUGAUCAGCCUUGCAAAUAAUCACAGAUUAGCUGUAGUUUUAACCAAUCAGAUGACAACAAAGAUUGACAGAAAUAAGGCCUUGCUAGUUCCUGCAUUGGGAGAAAGCUGGGGACAUGCUGCUACCAUACGGCUAAUAUUUCAUUGGGACCAAAAGCAAAGGUUGGCAACAUUGUACAAAUCACCAAGCCAGAAGGAAUCUACAAUUCUGUUUCAAAUCACACCUCAGGGAUUUAAAGAUGCUGUUGCUACCAUGUGUUCAUUGCAAACAGAAGGUUCAACAAAUUCCCGGAAAUGGGCAAGAGAAUCAGAGGAAGAACAGGAAUCCAAAGACUAG